CUCCACACCCCCUCCCUCACAAAGCCACGCCUCGGCCUCGCCUGCUUCGCUGCUCCGACCAGAGCACCGCGUCGCGCUCCAGCGCCAUGGCGAUGCGGCUCUUCUCGUCCUCGCCGCCUCCCCCGCCCCUCCCGGGCCCUGCCACCACCAAGGCCUCAUCCGCCGCCGCGCUCUUCUUCCUCCGCCUACGCCGCCGGAGGCCCGCUGCCGCGGCAGGGGGAGGGCCCGAGCGGGACGGGGAGGGCCCCUUCGACAGGAGAAUGGAGGAGAUUGCGAAGAAGGUCCCGCUCUUCGAGCCCGCCAUGGGCGAGCCCGCCGCCACGGCUGAGCGCCCGCUGCCCAUCAACCUCGAGCUCUGGCUCCACCGCGCCAAGGUGCACACCAGGAAGUACGAGUUCGCGGAAGCCGAGAAGCUCCUCAACAAGUGCAUGUUGUAUUGGCCUGAAGACGGGCGCCCAUACGUCGCGCUUGGGAAGCUAUAUAGCAAACAGUCGAGGUUUGACAAAGCUAGAGCGGCUUAUGAAAGGGGCUGCCAAGCCACACAGGGAGAAAAUCCAUACAUUUGGCAGUGCUGGGCAGUGCUAGAAAGCAAGGGUGGGAGUAUUCGAAGAGCACGAGAGCUAUUUGAUGCUGCUACUGUAGCUGAUGCAAAGCACAUUGCAGCUUGGCAUGGGUGGGCAAUUUUAGAAAUCAAACAAGGAAACAUAAAAAAGGCUCGGAACCUACUUGCAAAAGGUCUGAAAUAUUGUGGAGGAAAUGAGUACAUUUACCAGACUCUUGCUUUGCUUGAAGCUAGAGCAGAGCGCUUUGAACAAGCACGGACUUUAUUCCAGCAAGCUACUCAAUGCAAUCCAAAAAGUUGUGCAAGUUGGCUAUCUUGGGCUCAGGUAGAAAUGCGUGCAGAAAACAAUGUCAUUGCGAGGAAGCUCUUUGAGAAAGCUGUCCAGGCUAGUCCCAAGAACAGAUUUUCGUGGCAUGUUUGGGCACUCUUUGAGGCCAAUCAAGGUAACACUGACAAAGCAAGGAAGUUACUUAAGAUUGGCCAUGCUGUGAACCCUAGGGACCCUGUAAUUCUACAGUCACUUGCACUGCUGGAAUACAAUUGUGCAUCUCCAAAUGUUGCCCGUGUAUUAUUUAGAAAGGCAUCUCAGAUUGAUCCAAGGCACCAACCAGUUUGGAUAGCUUGGGGUUGGAUGGAGUGGAAAGAAGGAAAUGAGAGAACUGCAAGGUCACUCUAUCAAAGAGCCUUGUCAGUUAAUUCAACAAAUGAAUGUGCUGCUCGUUGUCUUCAGGCUUGGGGAGUCCUAGAACAGCGUGUGGGUAACUACACUGCUGCCAGAAGAUUGUUGAGGUCUUCGCUGAACAUCAAUUCUCAGAGUGAGGUGACAUGGCUGACAUGGGCGGCACUAGAGGAGGAACAGGGGGAUCCAGUUCGAGCUGAAGAAAUACGGGACCUUUAUUUUCAGCAGCGUAUCGAGGUCAUGGAUGAUGCCUCCUGGGUCAUGGGCUUCCUCGACAUCAUCGAUCCUGCUCUAGACAGCGUGAAGAAGCUCCUAAACAUGGACCGACCGUCCGGUCAAGUGAUGCAGCAAGGUAGGAACAGGGGGAUCACAGCUGAAGGUUCAAGUACUUCUGACCUCGACAGCGGCACGGCUGAAGGUUCAAGCACUCCCAACCUCGACAGCAUCGUGGACCGCCGUGCUGCAUACACUCGGGAGGCAGAGAGUGAUUUUGACGUGGACGGCUUCAUCAGGAGGAGGCUGGCCCUGGACCCGGCGGAGCUAGACGCUGUGCUAGAGGGCUCUGAUCCCGGAGUUAUUUCUCAGAGGAGGACGCGGCGGCUGACCAGGAAGCCUCUCCCUCUUCUUCCCGUCCCGUAGUUCCUUCUUCCGUCCAGCAUUAGCAGCAGUUGUUGCCAUGUCCACCGUGCACAGCCAUCCAGCGAUCACUGACAGGUACCGUGGCCUGAGGGACAGUAGUAAGUAGUACGUGCAUUUAUGUGUAUAUCUGUAAUAAGAAGAACCCCGAUGCUGACAUUAGCAGUCACUUGCCCAUUGUGUAUGUAGUUCUGUCAGAGGCUGCUCGAGAAGCAGUGUAGCUGUGUAUAGAAGCCCAUCAGUCUUGUGUGGUUA
This is a messenger RNA of Triticum urartu, 2132 nucleotides long. RefSeq names its product high chlorophyll fluorescent 107 (gene HCF107). Gene Ontology annotation, cellular component: chloroplast. The record is from RefSeq and is a predicted model, not a curated record. Lineage: Eukaryota; Viridiplantae; Streptophyta; Magnoliopsida; Poales; Poaceae. Gene Ontology annotation, molecular function: single-stranded RNA binding; protein binding; mRNA binding. Gene Ontology annotation, biological process: regulation of translation; mRNA processing.